Messenger RNA from Pieris napi, 2091 nucleotides. It is a transcript of the gene Nfs1, whose product is annotated as cysteine desulfurase, mitochondrial. The coding region runs from base 76 to 1428 and encodes 450 amino acids. Gene Ontology annotation, molecular function: cysteine desulfurase activity; pyridoxal phosphate binding. Lineage: Eukaryota; Metazoa; Arthropoda; Insecta; Lepidoptera; Pieridae. The transcript is spliced from 8 exons. Gene Ontology annotation, biological process: [2Fe-2S] cluster assembly. The record is from RefSeq and is a predicted model, not a curated record. Gene Ontology annotation, cellular component: cytosol; nucleus; mitochondrion.
AGAUUCAUCAUUCUACUUUCUAGUGAACUGUGAAGUUUAUUUUCGAAUUUCGAUUGAAAAAAUUUAUAGUUAACAAUGUUUCGUAUAGUAAUAAAAAAUAUUAUCCCUGCAAUAAAUAGAAAAUCUCAACAAGAAAGCACGGUUAGACUGUUUUCGGGAAAAAGAUUUUUAUCAAAUUCAGUGGAAAAUGAUAAAUUUUCACUUAAACACGACGAAAUCGGCCGACCGCUUUAUUUUGAUGCUCAAGCUACAACGCCAAUUGACCCCAGAGUUUUAGAUGCUAUGUUACCGUAUCUAGUAACCUACCACGGUAAUCCUCAUUCAAGAACUCAUGCUUAUGGAUGGGAGAGUGAAGCUGCUGUUGAGAAAGCAAGAGAGCAAGUAGCUAAUUUAAUUCGGGCCGAUCCUAAGGAAAUAAUAUUCACAUCAGGAGCUACAGAGUCCAACAAUAUUUCUAUAAAAGGAGUUGCACGGUUUUAUGCACCACGAAAAAAGCAUAUUGUUACAACACAGAUUGAACACAAAUGUGUGUUAGAUUCUUGCAGAGUUCUAGAAGGGGAGGGUUUUAAAGUUACUUAUUUGCCUGUUGGAACAAACGGUAUAAUUAAAUUAGAAGAUUUAGAAGCUGCAUUAACACCUGAAACUAGUUUGGUAUCAAUUAUGACAGUAAAUAAUGAGAUUGGUGUGAAACAGCCUAUUGCAGACAUUGGAGCUAUGUGUAAGAAACAUAAAAUAUUCUUUCACACUGACUCAGCUCAGGCCAUUGGUAAAAUCAAACUGGAUGUGAAUGACAUGAACAUUGAUUUAAUGUCUAUAUCUGGUCAUAAAGUUUAUGGGCCAAAGGGAGUUGGAGCUUUAUACAUUAGGCGUAGGCCCAGAGUCCGAGUCGAACCUUUACAGAGUGGUGGUGGUCAAGAAAGAGGUAUUAGAAGUGGUACAGUGCCUACUCCGUUAGUAGUUGGUUUAGGCUCAGCAUGUGAAAUAUCAGAAAGAGAAAUGUCAUACGACCAUGCAAGGAUGGAAAAAUUAGCAAAGAGGUUUUUGGACAAAAUAAACUCAAAGUUGACACAUGUAAUCCGAAAUGGAGAUGAAAAACAUUCUUAUCCUGGCUGUAUUAAUUUAUCAUUCGCUUAUGUUGAAGGUGAAUCUUUAUUAAUGGCUUUAAAAGAUAUUGCUUUAUCAAGUGGUUCAGCAUGUACAUCAGCAUCUCUGGAACCAUCAUAUGUAUUAAGAGCUAUUGGAACAGAUGAGGACCUAGCACACAGUUCAAUAAGGUUUGGCUUAGGAAGAUUUACUACUAUGGAUGAAGUAGAUUAUACAGCAGAUAAAACAAUACGGAAUGUUGAACGUCUCAGAGAAAUGAGUCCCCUUUGGGAAAUGGUUCAAGAAGGAGUGGAUAUCAAAAAUAUACAAUGGUCUCAGCACUAAAUGAAAGCAACUAUGAUCAUUAAUAUUACAAUGUUAGUCUCAAUCUUUAUAGAUUAAAAGUCUAAGAUUUUAAUAUUAGGGCCUAAAAUGUGAUAACUUAAUUUGUAGAUGAUUACGUAAUAUAAAAAUAUUCCGUAAGUAUAGGAUUUGAGUUGUAAAACUGUUAAAUAUAUAUAGUGGAUAUACAUAAGAUGUAAAUUAUUCACAAUAACAGGUUCCAUUUCUCAGAAGAAAUAUUUCAAUAUUACAUGAGAGCCAUUUAUAUAUAUGUAUAUAGCCUAUGGCUAUUAAAAGCACACCAUUCUGUAAAAUAAUGCCCAACAGCUAAUUUAAUGAAAUAAAAACUGUUUUAUUCAGCUAUAAAAUAAAUUUUGAAACUAAAUAUUGUUAUAAAUUAUUUUCAUGAAAAUUGUAUUUGGCUAUUUAAUUUUAGUUCUAAAGAUCUGAUUAAAAUUAUUGUUAGUUGAUGUUAACUUAUUUAAAAUUUAUUACAGUUCUAUUUCUAUAUCCAAUUUACACAACAUUAUUCUUUUAUUUGUAAUUUGAAUACACAACAUAAUGUUACUUUGUUUUGAAUUCUUAUAAAAUGUAUUUAUUUAGCUGUUAUUACAAGAAAUAUUAAAAUACUAUUUUAAGUAAAAAUAAAAGUUUUUUGAAACAUUG